This is a messenger RNA of Pararge aegeria (speckled wood butterfly), 1131 nucleotides long. RefSeq names its product intraflagellar transport protein 57 homolog (gene IFT57). NCBI's taxonomy places the organism in Eukaryota, Metazoa, Arthropoda, Insecta, Lepidoptera, Nymphalidae. Gene Ontology annotation, cellular component: cilium; centrosome; Golgi apparatus. Gene Ontology annotation, biological process: intraciliary transport; non-motile cilium assembly. The transcript has a single exon. The record is from RefSeq and is a predicted model, not a curated record. Bases 1 to 1131 code for a protein of 376 amino acids.
AUGGAUCUCAACAUCAUGGAUAAGCUAAGAAUUUUAAAAAUCGAUACAGAGCUACGACCGCAAAUCAAAAUGAAAUCGAUGAGCCGGUAUUACUUUAUGACCUCUACGAAUCCUGGUGAACAGUUCUUUGUUUUCGCCUCUACAGCCGCGUGGUUGAUAAGGAAAACUGGCAAAGAGUUUGAACAACCCAACGAAGAAGAUGAUCCCAAUGCUGUUAUAGCGUUAAUAUUAGAUGCAUUAAGAGAAAAAGAUAUAAUAGUUGACUUUUCUUCACAUAAACUGAAACAGGGGUUUGGUGACCAGGUGUGCUAUAUUUUAAACGUAUUAGCUGAUGAAGCAUUGAAAUACGAAAAUUUCGAAUGGCAGAAACCUUUCGUAAACAUCCCUGAUACGGAAGAGUCUGUCGAUGAUUUAGAUCAAGUUGAGGAUGAAACCGAGAUAAUUUUGGAUAAAAUAGAGGAAGAAAUGGGAAUUUACUCUGGAGAAUCGGAAGGUGAGGAAUACGGUAAUGCAGAAGAAAAAGAACCUAAUAAUUUAGGCAUCAAAGUUCAUGAUUGGGAAGCCUGGAAACUUGAAUUAGAGAGAGUAGCUCCGGCUUUAAGGUUAAAGAUUUCAGCUGAUGGCAGAGAUUGGAGAGCAAGGCACGCCCAAAUGAGAUCGUAUCGUGAUGAACUUUUUGACAGGUUCAAAACAACAGGAACACAGAUAAACAAACUUCAUAAUAAUAUAAGUUCUGUUAUGGACAAAAUAACAGCCAGAGAGAAUAUUUUAAAUGAACAAUUUGAGCCUCUUGUUCGGGAAUAUGGGAGUCUCCUCGAUGAAUUAAAUAAGGUUACAAAUGAAUAUAAAGAAGUUAGUGUUGGUGUGACUGAAAGGCAAGAAAUGCUGAAUGAGUUGACUGCUAAGGUGGAGAAUAUAAAACAGAGAACUGAAUCAAAAGGUUCAUCUAUGAACGAUAACUCACCUUUAGUAACAGCUAAGAAAGGUGUAGAGACCCUUAAGAAAGAUAUUCAAGAACUCGACUUUCAGAUAAUUAUUUUGCUGUGGUUGCUUAUAUCAAAGGAAAACCCGAAAAGCAACAAUUACUUAGCAAGUGCUGAAUCUAGAAUAAUUAAUGCUGAAGUUUAUUAA